AUGCAGGAAGCGCCAGCCGCGCUGCCCACGGAGCCGGGCCCCAGCCCCGUGCCUGCCUUCCUCGGCAAGCUGUGGGCGCUGGUGGGCGACCCGGGGACCGACCACCUCAUCCGCUGGAGCCCGAGCGGGACCAGUUUCCUCGUCAGCGACCAGAGCCGCUUCGCCAAGGAAGUGCUGCCCCAGUACUUCAAGCACAGCAACAUGGCGAGCUUCGUGCGGCAGCUCAACAUGUACGGUUUUCGGAAGGUGGUGAGCAUCGAGCAGGGCGGCCUGCUCAGGCCGGAGCGCGACCACGUCGAGUUCCAGCACCCGAGCUUCGUCCGCGGCCGAGAGCAACUCCUGGAGCGCGUGCGGCGCAAGGUGCCCGCGCUGCGCAGCGACGACGGCCGCUGGCGCCCCGAGGACCUGGGCCGGCUGCUGGGCGAGGUGCAGGCUUUGCGGGGAGUGCAGGAGAUCACCGAGGCGCGGCUGCGGGAGCUCAGGCAGCAGAACGAGAUCUUAUGGAGGGAGGUGGUGACUCUGCGGCAGAGCCACGGUCAGCAGCAUCGCGUCAUUGGCAAGCUGAUCCAGUGCCUCUUUGGGCCACUUCAGACAGGGUCCAGCGGCGCAGGAGCUAAGAGAAAGCUGUCUCUGAUGCUGGAUGAGGGGAGCUCAUGCCCAACACCGGCCAAAUUCAACACCUGUCCUUUACCUGGUGCCCUCUUGCAGGAUCCCUACUUUAUCCAGUCGCCCCUCCCAGAGACCACCUUGGGCCUCAGCAGCUCUCAUAGGACCAGGGGCCCUAUCAUCUCUGACAUCCAUGAAGACUCUCCCUCCCCUGAUGGGACCAGGCUUUCUCCUUCCAGUGGUGGCAGGAGGGAGAAGGGCCUGGCACUGCUCAAAGAAGAGCCGGCCAGCCCAGGGGGGGAAGGCGAGGCCGGGCUGGCCCUGGCCCCAAACGAGUGUGACUUCUGCGUGACAGCCCCCCCCCCACUGUCCGUGGCUGUGGUGCAGGCCAUCCUGGAAGGGAAGGGGAACUUCAGCCCCGAGGGGCCCAGGAAUGCCCAACAGCCUGAACCAAGGGGUCCCAGGGAGGUACCUGACAGGGGGACUCUGGGCCUGGACAGGGGGGCACGAAGCCCAGAGAAUCUGCUGCCUCCCAUGCUGCUUCGGGCCCCCCCUGAAAGUGUGGAGCCUGCAGGGCCCCUGGAUGUGCUGGGCCCCAGCCAUCAAGGGCGAGAAUGGACCCUGAUGGACUUGGACAUGGAGCUGUCCCUGAUGCAGCCCUUGGGUCCAGAGAGGAGUGAGACUGAGCUGGCGGUCAAGGGGUUAAAUUCUCCGGGGCCAGGGAAGGACUCCACACUUGGGGCACCACUCCUGCUCGAUGUCCAAGCGGCUUUGGGAGGCCCAGCUCUCAGCCUUCCUGGAGCUUUAACCAUUUACAGCACCCCUGAGAGCCGAGCCAACUACCUAGGCCCAGGGGCCAAUCCCUCCCCCUGA
Molecule: messenger RNA, 1479 nt
Organism: Canis lupus familiaris (dog)
Lineage: Eukaryota; Metazoa; Chordata; Mammalia; Carnivora; Canidae
Gene: HSF4
Product: heat shock transcription factor 4
Exons: 13
Coding region: 1-1479 (492 amino acids)
Biological process (GO): regulation of DNA-templated transcription; negative regulation of intrinsic apoptotic signaling pathway; negative regulation of release of cytochrome c from mitochondria
Cellular component (GO): mitochondrion
Molecular function (GO): cysteine-type endopeptidase inhibitor activity involved in apoptotic process; DNA-binding transcription factor activity; caspase binding
Source: RefSeq, marked provisional